CGCUCCUCGAUCCCUCAUAACAUUAUCACAUAUAGACAUCUCUCAUCACUCUCACUUCGUCCUAUCAUCAAGCACUGCCCUCGAUUGCUCACUCGAACACUCUACUAUAAACACUCUCAUAUUCUUCAAAGCAGCUCAUCAAACUCAAGUCAUAGGUUCAUCUUUCAACUUGGAUUCAGGAGUUUCACCACGACCAUGAGCACAGACGAAGAGAUCAUCUCUAAACUGCACAAGCUAUCAUUCACUUCCACUGAAGUGGUGCGACAUGAACCUGUGAAGGGAGGCGUUGAAUGGAAGGUCGAGUUGGAGAAAGUGGGUAAGGGAGGUGUUGGUUUGACAAAGACUCUCCUCUUCAAGCCCAAAACGGCCAAAUCAGCUACUCCCACUCCAGUCCUCCUCAUAGCUCGGGAAUCCACUCAAACGUCCUCUUCCCUCCUCGCCACGCAGCUCAACCUUAAAGACCUUCGUCUGGCUUCCCUUGAUCUGAUCAAAGAAGUCAUCCCUGCUGCCCAAACUCCAGAAGACGUUUCUCCACUUUUACUCACUUCGCCCAUCCCAGAAACGUUGCAUGUGGUAUUGGACGCCGCAUUGGCGGAAAGUGAAGAGAUCUUUGCGAUACAUGGGACGACGAGUGGGAGUAGCGUUUUGUUGAAGGGAACAGAGAUCAAGAUUUGGUUGGAGAGUUUGGGAGGGGAGGUUCAGGUGGUUGAUUUCGGAGAAGCUGUUACCGCACCCAAAAAAGAAGAAGAGAAGAAAGAAAAGACCAUCCCACCCAAUGUCCCUGUAAAAAAGGAAGAAGGACUGUAUGAAAUGGCUAUCCAGUAUAAGAAAGAGGAAAACUUUUCGGGAUGGUAUACCGACGUUUUGAUUAAAGGUGAAAUGCUCGACUACUACAAUAUCUCUGGAUGUUACAUUCUUCGUCCUUGGUCAUAUUCAAUCUGGCAGGAGAUUCAAAACUGGUUCGACGCCGAGAUCAAGAAAUUGGGUGUGGAAGAUUGUUAUUUCCCCAUGUUCGUCUCUAAAACCACUUUGGAAAAAGAAAAGGAUCACAUUGAAGGUUUUGCGCCAGAGGUAGCUUGGGUCACGAAAGCGGGAGAAUCCGAUUUGGAAGAGCAUAUCGCCAUUCGUCCGACUUCGGAGACCGUCAUGUAUCCAUACUACGCCAAGUGGAUACACAGUCAUCGUGACUUGCCUCUCAAACUUAAUCAGUGGAACUCAGUCGUCCGUUGGGAGUUUAAGAAUCCCCAGCCUUUCCUGCGAACUCGUGAAUUCCUCUGGCAAGAAGGUCACACCGCUUUCCUCACCAAACCCGAAGCCGAAGAAGAAGUUCGUGAUAUCCUCGAUCUUUAUCGUCGCGUCUAUACCGACCUCCUUUCCAUCCCCGUGAUCCCCGGGAAGAAAUCUGACAAAGAGAAAUUUGCCGGUGGAGACUAUACAACCACUGUCGAAGGAUUCAUCCCCACCACCGGUCGUGGUAUACAAGGAGGUACUUCACAUCAUCUUGGUCAAAACUUUUCCAAAAUGUUCGGAAUAACAGUCGAAUCCCCUGAUAAGACAAUCACUGAACCUGUUCACGUAUAUCAAAACUCUUGGGGUUUAUCCACCCGGACACUCGGGGUGAUGGUCAUGAUUCAUGGUGAUGAUCAAGGUUUAGUCUUACCUCCUAGAGUAGCACUUCAACAAGUAGUGAUAGUACCUGUCGGUUUGAGUAAAGCGGAAGGUAAAAACGAAGGGAUUUUCGAAAAAUGUCGUCAAUUAGAAACUACUUUGAAAAAAAGUGGGAUUCGUGCAAAAGCAGAUGUGAGAGAAGGUUAUACACCAGGAUGGAAAUUCAAUGAUUGGGAAAUGCGUGGAGUACCCGUUAGAUUGGAAUUAGGUCCAAGGGAUAUCGCUUCUAAUACAGUUUUAGCUGUUAGAAGAUAUGAUGGACAUAAAGAAUCAUUACCAUUGAAUGAUAUUGAAAUUACGAUAAAAGAUUAUCUGGAUAAGAUUCAGUUGGCUAUGUUGGAAAGGGCUCAAGUUAAGUUUGACGCACAUGUUAGAACUUGUACGAAAUGGGAGGAAUUCGUUCCUCUCUUAGAUCAGAAAUGCGCUUUGGUAGUACCUUGGUGUGAAGUGGAGAAAUGUGAGGAUGAGAUUAAAGAAAGGUCAAAAUCACAGGCCAACAAGGGUGUCGCAGAAGAUGCGAAAGCUCCUUCGGCAGGUGCUAAAUCUUUAUGUAUUCCUUUCGAUCAAAAACGAUUUGGAGAAUUUCCUCAUGGUCAUGAACAGAAAUGUAUACAAUGUGGGGAGAAAGCAAAGAGCUGGACUAUGUUUGGUAGGAGCUACUAAGUGCGCGUCGAUAUAUCUUCUCUGAUCGGCGACUGUCUCAUACCCCUUGCGAGUCAUCCAAAGUUAAUUUCCCCCGAAGUAUGUCAAAAUCUGCAUUUUCUAUCUGUGU
This is a messenger RNA of Tremella mesenterica DSM 1558, 2440 nucleotides long. RefSeq lists its product as uncharacterized. The transcript is spliced from 10 exons. Gene Ontology annotation, cellular component: cytoplasm; aminoacyl-tRNA synthetase multienzyme complex. The coding region runs from base 196 to 2331 and encodes 711 amino acids. Gene Ontology annotation, biological process: prolyl-tRNA aminoacylation. The record is from RefSeq and is a predicted model, not a curated record. Gene Ontology annotation, molecular function: aminoacyl-tRNA deacylase activity; proline-tRNA ligase activity; ATP binding. NCBI's taxonomy places the organism in Eukaryota, Fungi, Basidiomycota, Tremellomycetes, Tremellales, Tremellaceae.